Trichogramma pretiosum is the source of this 2413-nucleotide messenger RNA. Its product is annotated as histone-lysine N-methyltransferase pr-set7-like. The record is from RefSeq and is a predicted model, not a curated record. Lineage: Eukaryota; Metazoa; Arthropoda; Insecta; Hymenoptera; Trichogrammatidae. The coding region runs from base 631 to 1581 and encodes 316 amino acids. The transcript has 3 exons. Gene Ontology annotation, molecular function: protein binding; histone H4K20 methyltransferase activity.
CUCGAGUCUUGGGGAGUUUCGGAGGAGAGGUGAAACAACCGUUUUUUAAACGGCUUACGGGUGGCGCUGAAGUUUGCGUUUUGUGUGUCGGUUAAAAAUAAACUCGCGUCGUGUAAACAGCGAGCGUUUAGGCAAGCGAUACGAAAGACGCGUUUAUCGCGAUCCGCGGUGUGUCGAAACUGUGGCGUACGCGUGGGUGACAGAUAUCAUACACUUUUAUUCAGUGACUGUACAGUAUCGGCUGCUCGAACGCGCACCUAUAUAGACGCCAUGUUUGUUGUGCCCGCUGUGGAAUAGACCAAGGAGCUGCGAGACUUGAAUUAGAAAGUACAGAUAAUAGGUGCGUCAUUUACCUAGCGUCAUCCAUUGCUUGUGUGGGUGCGUCGUUCGGGCUGUAUACGACGCAAGAGCAUCGUAAUAACGGUAUCGAUAAAAGUGAGAGGCCCACCGCCAGAUAAGCUGUGCACAUCGUGGAACAGACAGACGGAUCUCGUGUACCUGUGUCAGGGGAGGGCAGACGAGCGGACAUUUUGAUUUGGCAUUUCGUUCAAAUACCAAGAGCGCCGCACGUGCAGUCGGAGUUUUGUUUGAAAAUAUUAGUGAAUUAGAGGCUAAUUGCUCCACGCCGAGAUGGUGACAGAAAUCGCGACGAAACCUCCUCUGCAGGCCAAUAGCUCGUUCAACAUCAUGACGGACACGACUUGUUUCUCGCGAGUCACUGUCAACGUCGUGCCGCGACACAGUAUAAUCGAUCAAGCAGCCAGUGAGACCGGUGACUUGUCAUCGUCCAAGCUGUGCGAGCCGAAGCUCGAUUACGAAAACUGCACGUCCAAGCUCUUCGAGGAGAACGUCGAGUUUAUGGAGAAGUCCACUACGCCCAGCAAAAACGUUCCCUUCAUUCGAACGACCAAACGCCGACCCAUACAACAUGGUAAAGUAGUAAAGAGAACGACGGUGCGCUCCAGCGAUAAAGCGAGCGAGGCCAAUUCGAACAAAACUUUGGCCUGCCAGAUUAAUUCAACCCAAAAAAAAAACAAAAAAGAUAACAAGUUACAGAAACAGCUAAGCGACUUCUUUCCUGUGCGUAAAAGCACUCGAAAACCGCAAACUGUCCUGCUGGAAGAAAAGCAAAAAGAAUUGGUCGACAAAAUAUUGAACCACUGCCAUGAUGGUUUAGAGAUUAAACAUUUCAGUGGGAAAGGUAGAGGAAUCAUAACAACUAAAAUAUUCAUCAAGGGUGAAUUUGUAGUUGAGUAUGAAGGCGAGCUCAUAGAUAGUCAAACUGCAAAGUACAGAGAAGCUAAUUACUCCAAAGAUAAGAAUGCGGGUUGCUACAUGUAUUACUUUAAACACAAUAAUCAAAAGUAUUGCAUCGAUUCAACACCAGAGACUGGUAAAAUUGGGAGAUUGAUAAAUCAUUCAAGGAAUGGUAAUUUAGUUACAAAAGUUAUUGAGGUUAUGUCUGUUCCACAUCUCAUAUUUGUGGCGAAAGAAGAUAUAGCUACAGGCAGUGAAUUGAGUUAUGAUUAUGGAGACAGAGAUAAAGAAACGAUAAAGUGCCACCCAUGGCUGGCAAUGUAGUUUCCAUAUCCUCACUAGUUCAAAAAUUUUAUUCAUUGUACAUAGCCAUCGAUCAUUUAAAUUAGUAUAACCAAAAUUAUCAUUGUAUGACAUCGCCCGCUUAUACUUAAUUGACUGUUUGAAGUAAAAAAUUUUGAUUAUUGUUUUGAAAUUAUUAUGUUUUUAAUAACAUAAUAUAUAAUGGUACUACUAGUUAUACUAUCACACACAUUUACAUUGUAAAUUUCAUUUAUUAGAUAAAUUGCAUAUACAUAAUUGUUAAUAUCUUUAGGAAAAAUUGAACAUCCAAAGUGUACAGAUUGUUAUUAAUGAGUUACCCACAAGGAUCAAACCUUUAGGGAAACUGUUGUUAAUAAUUAUUUAGAUAAAAAAUAAUGUAUUUUGUUAAAAUGAAUUAAAUAACUCAAUACUGCAAAAGUUUUAUUUUUAAAAUAUGAUUAUCCACAAGAGUCUGUAAUUUUCAGAACGGUCUGAUGUAUGAAAAUGAUGCAUGAUGUUAUACUACUACUUGUAUUAGUGAUUAAUUAUAAAUAUUAAGUACCCUAGUGAAACUGCUUUCAAUACCAUGAAAAAAGUAUAAUGACAAAAAUCUCUUAGCCUUAGGUAACCUUCUUUUGCCUGAAUUGUAUCAUCUUGAUGACCUAUUACUUGAAAAUAUUGAAAAAAAUGUAUUGCUUUCAUUUUUACAACAGAAGUAACGAACAUUUUUUUUCUGUUUGUAACAACUUUUCUGAAUCUAUUAUAGUUUCUAAAGUAGCAUCACUUUAUUCAAUUCUGUAAAUUUUCAUACAAAUCUUUAUAUUAGCAUUAAAAAUCAUGUAAAAAAACAGAA